Metarhizium album ARSEF 1941 is the source of this 1341-nucleotide messenger RNA. RefSeq names its product F-box domain, Skp2-like protein. The transcript is spliced from 3 exons. The record is from RefSeq and is a predicted model, not a curated record. Bases 1 to 1341 code for a protein of 446 amino acids. Gene Ontology annotation, molecular function: protein binding. Lineage: Eukaryota; Fungi; Ascomycota; Sordariomycetes; Hypocreales; Clavicipitaceae.
AUGGCAGACAUCGCGCCGCAGGGCCGUCCUUUCCAGAAGAUACCCGUCGAAGUUCUCUUGCGAAUCGCAUACCACCUUCCCACGCCAGCUCUCGGCAGCCUUCGCCUGACCUGCCGCUCUCUGGAACAGGCUCUCUACACGACCUUUGUCAAUGAAUUCUUCGUCCGCAAGCAGUUUAUGAUUGCACUGGACAGCCUGCAAGCCCUGAUAGACAUAUCCAACAGUCGACUCGCCCACCACCUGCGCUUUGUCCACAUUGGCCUGGACCGCUUCUCCGAGGGCAUCCAGCGGCCUCUGCCAGACGACGAAAAGGAGCGCAGGUUCAGAGAGAGAUACGCCGACAACUUCACGCUGUGGAACACUGGGCAUCAUCGGGAUAUGCUGGCUGAGGCCUUUCGCAACCUACCCAAUCUGGAGGGUGUCGUCAUCAGGGAUGUCAACUCUCAACGUCGGUCGAGAGACGGACCCAACGCUGAGUGGCACAGCUACGGCUACAUGACGGUGUUUCACGACACCGGGGUGAGCUUGAGCCAGGGAAUGACUGGUAUCUGGAACUCGGGCUUCCCCUACCAGUACUGCAGUCAAAUAUUCGCAGCCGUUCUGUAUGCCCUGGGCGCCGCCAAGACUAAAAUAAAGGGCAUCGAAAUCUUGUCCCGGAACUCCAACCACCUACGGGAUUUCGCCUUCAACAUCCCCGAGUUCCUGGAGCCGUCCGUGGUUCCGGUGCUGCAGGGCCUGGAGAAGCUGCACCUGUGCAUCGACCUGUCCUGGCGCAGCCCGCACCUCGGGCUGCCCGUGCACACGGACUUGAGCCGAGAUGGCCCGGACCUGUUUAUUAGAAGAUUCCUGGCCCACGCCGCGAACCUCAGGAACCUGCGCAUCAAUGAGCAACGUACCAAUUGUGCUGGGCUGUUGAACCUCAUUGACUGGAUGAUCGACGGUAGCAGCCACGGAACGGCCAUUUCGAUGCCCAGGCUGGAAGAGCUGAGUCUCGGUACGAUGAAUAUCGACUCCCGCCGACUCCUUAAGCUCAUUGCCAAAUUCGCACCGUCGCUGCGCAGCCUCGAGCUGUGGAAAAUCACAAUGGUGCGACCCCUGCCGCCGAGUACGCCUGGCCCGGCGCCCAAGGAAAUGGGGAUGCUACAGCAACACUGGAUCGAGAAGCCGGUGCCGGCACACGUCACGUUUAGGGAGACGGGUCCAAUGCGUCAGUACACAGGACCGGACUGGAAACAAUUCAUCGCCGAGAUCAAGCUAUCGCUAGAGGUGCACUGGCCAUACGAAACAGAUGGGAUCGCUGACGGAGACAACGAGAGUUUGGAUGAAUGGCUCGACACGUGA